This is a messenger RNA of Malaclemys terrapin pileata, 586 nucleotides long. It is a transcript of the gene CNFN, whose product is annotated as cornifelin. Gene Ontology annotation, cellular component: cornified envelope. The transcript has 4 exons. The record is from RefSeq and is a predicted model, not a curated record. The coding region runs from base 112 to 447 and encodes 111 amino acids. Lineage: Eukaryota; Metazoa; Chordata; Testudines; Emydidae.
GUCCCCGCCCCAGGUAUAAGAGGGACCCGCCCAGCCCCACCUGCACCCUUUGAAUUUCACAGCCCCAGAAACGGCAGCAGCUGCUCUGCCACCAGAACACAACAGGCUCCCAUGGCCUAUCAGGCGGAGAUAAUGCAGCCCGGCCGGGUGCAGACCAGCUACUCCAACACCAAUGCCUGGAGCUCGGGCAUGUGCGACUGCUUCGCGGACAUGGGCGUGUGUCUCUGCGGUACCUUUGUGCCCUGCAUCCUGGCCUGCCAGGUGUCCCAGGACUUCGGCGAGUCCUGUUUUCUGCCCUGUCUACCCGGCACCCUGCUGGCCCUGCGCACGGGGGUGCGGGAACGGUACCACAUCGAGGGCAGUAUCUGCGACGAUUGGCUGGUCAUGGCCUGCUGUGGGCCCUGCGGCCUUUGCCAGCUGUCCCGGGAGCUGUCACACCGGAAAUGAGGGGGCCUCUGAACCAUCUCUGCAGCAGGAAGAAAAUCUGCCCCCCCGCCCGGGGAGGAGAACAGGGACACGUGGGGGGGGGGGAGGAGCCCCUGCCCCAGUCCCCAAACCCCCUAAAUAAAUAACCCCACAAACUCUU